AUGUCAGUCCCUACUUCUCAAUACAUAAGCAACGUCUGGAAAGAUGGCAUCUUCGCAAAUAAGGUGGUCUUCUGUACUGGCGGCGCUGGCACCAUCUGCAGUGGCCAAGUCCGCGCGUUGGUUCACUUAGGCGCAAAUGCCUGUAUCAUCGGUCGCAAUGUCGAGAAGACCGAACGUGCGGCCAAGGACAUUGCCACUGUCCGAGCGGGUGCAAAGGUCAUUGGGAUCGGCGCCGUGGAUGUUCGCAAAUAUGACAGCCUGAAGGACGCCGCGGAUCGCUGUGUUAAGGAGCUUGGUGCGAUCGACUUCGUCAUUGCUGGCGCAGCAGGUAACUUCUUGGCCUCCAUUGAGCAAUUAUCCGUCAACGCUUUCAAGUCCGUCAUGGACAUCGACGUUCUGGGGUCAUAUAACACCCUCAAGGCAACGCUUCCUCACCUGGUCGCCUCGGGAACGAAGCACCGCAUUGACUCGGACUCCCUUGAACCGUCCCCUAUUGGAACUGGAGGUCGUAUUAUCUUCGUCAGUGCAACUCUCCACUAUCGCGGCACUCCUUUCCAGGCCCACGUGGGCGUUGCGAAAGCCGGCAUUGACGCGUUGUCAAAUUCGAUCGCUAUUGAAUACGGUCCGCGAGGUGUGACGUCUAACAUCAUUGCACCGGGGCCUAUCGCACAAACGGAAGGGCUGGAGCGCCUUCUCCCCUCCGAUACCAAGGCCGACUAUAUCAAUUCGCAACCGCUAGGCCGCAUCGGUCAUGUGCGCGAUAUCGCCGAUGCAACUGUCUAUCUGUUCUCAGACUCAGGAAGCUAUGUCACUGGUCAAACACUAGUCGUUGAUGGCGCAAACUGGCGCACCUCUUCUGGGUCAGGCACUGGUAACCUAAAGUACCCGGAUUUCCUCUUGUCGGGGAAGAGAAACAAAUCUCGCGAGUUCUAG
Molecule: messenger RNA, 933 nt
Organism: Penicillium chermesinum
Lineage: Eukaryota; Fungi; Ascomycota; Eurotiomycetes; Eurotiales; Aspergillaceae
Product: SDR family oxidoreductase
Exons: 7
Coding region: 1-933 (310 amino acids)
Biological process (GO): fatty acid catabolic process
Molecular function (GO): 2,4-dienoyl-CoA reductase (NADPH) activity
Source: RefSeq, a predicted model, not a curated record